Messenger RNA from Boeremia exigua, 568 nucleotides. RefSeq lists its product as uncharacterized. NCBI's taxonomy places the organism in Eukaryota, Fungi, Ascomycota, Dothideomycetes, Pleosporales, Didymellaceae. The record is from RefSeq and is a predicted model, not a curated record. Bases 70 to 393 code for a protein of 107 amino acids. The transcript has 2 exons.
CUGAUCUUUUCACACACCACGCCAAUUGUCACCUUACGACUCUGCAUCUGCACCAGUCGAAGAUCCAUCAUGCUCUUCAUCAGUGCCCUCUCCGCCAUGGCUACAGCCCUUGCGCUGUUAACUCCUGGAUCUAUGGCUGCUGACUUUGAUGUUCGGUAUUCCCCUAAGAAGGGCUGCGGCGGCGGCGCUGGUCCGGUUCGAGGGCUUAUGAAAGGCGCUUGCGUUCCCGUCUCUUCCACCAGUGUCUCACUGAGAGUCAUAGACCACCGCUCCGGCCUGAAGAUCAGGGGUUAUGGUGGAGGAAACUGCGGAGGAAAUGCCAUCACUGCUUUUGCCAGCCACCAAUGCCACGAACUACCAGGAGUGUGGUCUAUCCGAGUUGAGGAGGAGUAGAUCCCUCGUUAUGCUUGCCAAUCGUAUUGUGGUACAAAACCUUGGAAGGAACACCCAAGGGCCACUCUUGAACAGCAAUGGCAUUGUGGAAGUUGGAAAUGGUGCAGAGCGGAUGUCAAGACUGAUCAGACAACCGGGAUUGGUCACCAUAACUUUUAGCUCAAUCAAAUCUUGU